Messenger RNA from Letharia columbiana, 867 nucleotides. RefSeq lists its product as uncharacterized. The transcript has 2 exons. Gene Ontology annotation, molecular function: double-stranded RNA binding; single-stranded DNA binding; single-strand break-containing DNA binding. The record is from RefSeq and is a predicted model, not a curated record. Lineage: Eukaryota; Fungi; Ascomycota; Lecanoromycetes; Lecanorales; Parmeliaceae. Gene Ontology annotation, biological process: double-strand break repair; single strand break repair. The coding region runs from base 1 to 867 and encodes 288 amino acids. Gene Ontology annotation, cellular component: nucleus.
AUGACACAGCCGGCCCAGAACCAAGAUGCGACUACGGGAGAGGAGAUCGCAAGCACAACAGUCCCCCCAAAAGGCACACUUCCCGAACGGAACGCAUUCAGUGACCUUAUGUCUCCCAAAAAACCUCCUCCUUCAAAGAAAGUGCCCCCGUUGGACACUCCUCACUCUGACCCAGCUCGAACAACAACCUUCCUGGGCCGCGACGGUCUAGGCGCCUAUAUUGCUUCCCCUGCUUCCUUCCCUACUUCAAGGGUUAUAUACCAUGAUGAGAAAUGGGUCGUAAUCAAUGACCUCUUUCCUAAAUCCUCCGUUCACAUUCUGCUCCUACCACGCGACGCUUCAAAACAGCUGCUGCACCCUUUUGAAGCUUUUAGGGAUCUGGACUUCUUGAAAGACGUGCAAGCCGAGGUGCAGAAGCUACGAAGACUGGCAGCGAAAGAAUUGCACCGACGCUACAGCAAGUAUUCCGCUCUUGAUCAAAAGCGCCAGAAAGCUAUUGAUGCUUUAGACGGAGACAGCGAUGGCGAAUCCCGACAUCUGCCCAUCGGACGUGAUUGGUCACAGUCAGUCAUCUCCGGUAUACAUGUCGGUCCUAGCAUGAAUCACCUGCACAUCCACAUCCUAUCCGUCGACAGGCAUAGCGAAUGUAUGAAACAUAAGAAGCAUUACAACAGCUUCUCAACGCCCUUCCUGAUCGAUGUCGAAGACUUUCCGUUGGAUAGACAGGACAGGAGAAGACAUCCGAGCAAGGAACGCUAUAUGGAACGCGACUUGAAGUGUUGGAGAUGUGGCAAGGUGUUCGGGAAUAAAUUCUCAAGAUUAAAGGAACAUCUCGACGAGGAGUUUGAGGAGUGGAAGAGAGAAUAG